UGUGCGUACUGCAAUUUGCAAUGUGUUCGUAUUAGUCUCGUGUUUACUUAAAUUAAUUAUUUUGUACAUUAUGGCAAAAUUUAUUGAAAGUAAUAGAGGUAAACGUAUGUUAGUGUUUGAUAAUUAUAAAUUUUCGUUUGCAAAUACGAAACUAGACAGAACAACGCGGUGGAAAUGUGUGAUUCGAUCAUGCAGUGUUAAAUUAUACACUAAUGAAAAUGACGAGAUUUUAAAAAAUGUACAUGAUAGUAAUAUUAAUCAUAAUCAUAAUCCAUAUGAAACGAAAAUUAUUGAUCGUCAAAUUAUUAACACAAGUUGUAAACGGAAGGCAACAGAAGACAUAUUUGUUCGUCCAAAAAAAAUUAUUUUUAAAGAAAUUCAACAGAAUAAUUGUUCUGAAUUUAAUGAAACAGACAUAAAGUGUUUACGAAAAAAUUUAUACGAACAUCGUCGGAAAACGCUCCCCGUAAAUCCUACUACUAUUCAAGAAGUACACGAAGCUUUGGACAAUUUAGACGUAAAAACUAUGAACGGUGAGUCAUUUUUGAUAUUAAACGAUUCUGAAAAACAUAUAAUUAUAUUUUCAUGUCAAACAAAUUUGACAUUUAUAAAUGAAGUGGAUACCAUUUAUAUGGAUGGAACUUUUAAAUAUUGUCCACGAUUUUUCUUACAAAUGUUCACUAUCCAUGGAUUGAAGAAUGGCCAUUAUAUUCCUCUUAUUUUUUGUUUACUGCCAGACAAGUCAUUUGAAACAUACUUAUUUACGCUGCGUUAUAUUGUUAAUAAAUGUAAUUUAUUAUUUUCUCCAAAGUUUGUGACAGUUGAUUUUGAAAUAUCAAUACAUAAAGCUAUCGUAGAAAUAUGGCCAGACUCGAAAAUUAUUGGCUGUAGAUUUCAUCUAACCCAAUCUUGGUUUCGUCAAGUCCAAAGCUUAGGAUUGGUUGGUGAAUAUAAAAACGAUCUUUCAGAAAUCGGAAAUUUUAUAAAAUAUACGUUUGGACUGUUAUUUUUGAAUUCAGGAGAUGUAGAAGAUUGUUUUGUCGACGAUUUAAUGGCAAUAUGUCCUGAUGAUGAUAAAUUAAAAUCAUACUGUGAUUAUUUAACAGACACUUAUAUUAGCGAAGAAAGCAUAUUUCCUCCUACUAUUUGGGCAUCAGGCUCUUCGGACUUGACUAGAACUACAAAUGCAUGCGAGUCUUUUCAUUCAUAUUUUAACCAGUGUUUUUACAAAGACUCCCCUCCCAUUAUGUAUUGGUUAAAUAUAAUACACGAAACUUGA
Myzus persicae (green peach aphid) is the source of this 1279-nucleotide messenger RNA. RefSeq lists its product as uncharacterized. The transcript has a single exon. Bases 71 to 1279 code for a protein of 402 amino acids. The record is from RefSeq and is a predicted model, not a curated record. NCBI's taxonomy places the organism in Eukaryota, Metazoa, Arthropoda, Insecta, Hemiptera, Aphididae.